AAUCUGAGACCAAUUUUGACGGAAUUGAAAGCAAGUUUUCCUUACGGACACCUUUAGAGCCUGAUGAGGAUGUCUGCUACCUGGUUCCUGGGCAGGUGGACACCUUGGCACAAUGCAACUUCAACCAUACCAGUAAAACCUUUGUGGUUAUCCAUGGGUGGACGGUGACAGGAAUGUAUGAAAGUUGGGUCCCGAAGCUGGUGGAUGCUCUCUACAAGAGGGAACCGGAUUCAAAUGUCAUUGUGGUGGACUGGUUAAUUCGAGCUCAGCAGCACUAUCCAGUGUCUGCUGCAUACACUAAGCUGGUGGGAAAGGAUGUUGCUAUGUUUAUCGACUGGAUGGAGGAGCAAGUCAACUAUCCUCUCAACAAUGUCCACUUGCUGGGGUACAGUCUAGGUGCUCACGCUGCUGGGAUUGCUGGGAGCCUGACCAAGAAGAAGGUGAACAGAAUUACUGGGCUGGAUCCAGCUGGUCCUACCUUUGAGUAUGCUGAUGCCCUCACCCGCCUCUCCCCGGAUGAUGCUGACUUUGUGGAUGUCCUGCACACCUAUACUCGAGGUUCUCCAGACCGCAGCAUUGGGAUCCAGAAGCCUGUUGGACACAUUGAUAUUUAUCCUAAUGGUGGAGGUUUCCAGCCAGGCUGCAACUUGGGAGAAGCACUCCGUCUGAUUGCUGAAAAAGGCUUUGCAGAUGUGGAUCAGCUGGUGAAAUGUUCUCAUGAACGAUCAAUCCACCUCUUCAUUGACUCCCUCCUUUACAAAGAAAAGCCCAGCAUGGCCUACCGCUGCAAUACAAAGGAGGCCUUUGAGAAAGGUCUCUGCCUAAGCUGCCGGAAGAACCGCUGCAACAAUUUGGGUUACAAGGUCAACAGAGUGAGAACCAAGAGAAACACCAAAAUGUACUUGAAGACCCGUGCUCAGAUGCCGUAUAAAGUCUUUCAUUACCAAGUCAAGAUCCAUUUCUUUGGAAAGACUAAUAUGACCAAGACAAACCAGCCAUUCCUGAUCUCUCUCUAUGGCACUCUAGAUGAGAGUGAGAACAUUGCUUUCACACUGCCUGAAGUCUCCUCAAACAAGACCUUCUCCUUCCUGAUUUACACUGAAGUGGACACUGGUGACCUGCUUAUGCUGAAGCUGCAGUGGGAGAAAGAUACCUUCUUCAGCUGGUCAGACUGGUGGACUCCUUUUACAUUUCACAUCCAGAGAGUCAGAGUGAAGUCAGGAGAAACUCAGAAAAAGGUGGUGUUCUGUGCUCGAGAUGGGACCUCAAAUCUCAGUAAGGGAGAAGAGGCAGCAAUAUUCGUGAAAUGCUUGGAACAGCCUGUGAAUAGGAAGAGAGGAGGUGCCAAGAAAGCCUCUAAAGAAAAUUCUGCUUAUGAAUCUGCUUAGUGACAAGAAUGAAGAUUUCCUCACUGGGGAGGAGGAGAGUCUGUUCGUCCCUGUGGACUGGAUGUUCUGAACCAAAUAUAUAGAAAUAUUUAUCUGUUACUGGCUUUUUGCCUGCUAUUCCUGGCUAUCUUAGGAGACUUCUUGUAAGGAAGUUUCAGUAGAGAAAGUUACUAACCAUAAAGACGCAUUAUCCAAAUAGUUAAAAACAAACCAAAACCUGCAAAACAACUUGCCAAAGGCUUGAGUGCUGGGAAGAAAUAAGUAAUUUUGCAUAAUCAUGGUGCCUUGUGACAAGGUUUCUUGACAUCAAAUCCUCUAUAACAAUUUUGUAGUAUUUAUCAAAAAGAAGCAAAGCCCUGUACCUGGCUUGUCUGACUUUUCUGUAGUCUUCUGAAACUGGACAGUUUGGUGUGUGGGUUUUCUUGGUUUUUUUUUUUUCCUAGCUUGGCUAACUGGAUUUUCAGACAGUUCAGUGGCUAGAGUUCAUUGUCCUCAAGUUUGUGUUUAUCAAAUGAGUAGGUUUCUCAUGUGAAAAACCUUUGCUGUGUGUAUUACUAAAAGUUGUCAGGGAUCGACUUAAUAUAGGGAUGAAUUUUCUUGUUUGUGGUUAUGAAUGUGUUUUACUGGGGGUAGAUGCCAGUGCUGUUUAGCAACAGGUAUGAUCUGUUAAGCUAUAUAUUUCUAUGCAGCUUACCCUGGAAUAAAUAGCAUU
Molecule: messenger RNA, 2100 nt
Organism: Eurypyga helias (sunbittern)
Lineage: Eukaryota; Metazoa; Chordata; Aves; Eurypygiformes; Eurypygidae
Gene: LPL
Product: lipoprotein lipase
Exons: 9
Biological process (GO): lipid metabolic process
Molecular function (GO): apolipoprotein binding; lipoprotein lipase activity
Source: RefSeq, a predicted model, not a curated record